Messenger RNA from Recurvomyces mirabilis, 2202 nucleotides. RefSeq lists its product as uncharacterized. Gene Ontology annotation, molecular function: transmembrane transporter activity. Gene Ontology annotation, biological process: transmembrane transport. Bases 1 to 2202 code for a protein of 733 amino acids. Gene Ontology annotation, cellular component: plasma membrane. The transcript is spliced from 2 exons. The record is from RefSeq and is a predicted model, not a curated record. NCBI's taxonomy places the organism in Eukaryota, Fungi, Ascomycota, Dothideomycetes, Mycosphaerellales, Teratosphaeriaceae.
AUGUUCUCCGAAUAUGCCUCACGCUUCCUCCAGCAGAGCAACGCUCGCCUCUCCUUCACGCAAGAUCAAGCCCCAUCACGGAAUCAAUCGCGAAACCCACUCGAUCGACGGCGAUACAACCAGCGACCAGGCAUGAACCCAUACCACCAAGCCUCGCAGUCACAGUCGCGCUUUCCCUUUGCGUCACGACUAGGCAGGAACAAUGAUCCCGCGCAGGCCCCACUUUUCUACAGCACGACCGAGGACUUUCCGGAGGAUGAUGAGGGAGAGCAGCACGAUAGGGACGUGGCUGAUGCGUGGGCGCUGCAGAGGAGUCGGCAGCAUUUCGGACCGAGUAAUCUGACAGAGAGCUCGGAGCUGGAUGACGAUGCGGUCGAAAAAGUGGAACAUGGGCAGAAUCAUGAUAGAGACGAGAGUCCGGAGGUGAGACGAGGCAGAGCUGCUGUGUCGCGAUCAGCGAUGUUGAGGGAUGUGAGUGUGCCCGAGUCGGAUAUCAGCACUGCGCCGAGCUCGAAAGGUAAAGGGAGGCUGGUGGAUGUGAAUCUGGCGAGUACAAUCAACGAGGAGCCACCGGAAUCGUUAGCGACGUUAUCACCUCGGAUGGAUCCAGAUGAGCGGCCUACGCCUUUCCAGACCUUUAGGACUCCUGUCAAAGAUCUACGCCAAAGUUCAUUCAUCCCUAUGGAGACGGACGAAGAGGCGAACAUCGCUAUGCCACGGCCAACAUCACCCGAUCGAGAAAGCGUGCCCCCGACUGUUAUCCUACCAUCGCAGGAACCACCGAAACACGAUGCUUUCUGGGCCAACUUGUUCCAGAUCUGUCUCUUCGCCAUGUUCGCAGCAUUCGUGCUUAUAUGGUUCCACACAUCCACUCCCACAUCGAAGAACCCACUCGGCGACACGAUAUACAGCGCAUUACGCGGUAGCACGAACAUGCUUCUAUGGGACACCAUGAUCGCGAUCGUGGUGGCCUUGAUCUGGCUGGCCCUUUUGCGGAACUUUGUACGGCCUCUCGUCUUUACAGUCUUGAUCGCGGUCCCGGUCAUCCUCUUCGCUUUCUCGCUAUACCCACUGAUCGCUUCCUUCAAGGGAACAUGGCAUGGGACAAGUGUGCAGGAUCGGGCAAUGCGAUGGCUAGCUUUUGUGCCUGCGGUCGUGGCCGCAAUAUGGACUUAUCAGGUCAUCAUCGGUCGUCACAGCCUGGCACGAGCUAUCAGCAUCCUUGAAUUCUCCACAAAGGUCCUCGCCACUUCUCCACACCUCAUAACACUAGGCUUCGUCACGCUAGCGCUGGUCGUCUGCUGGACAUGGGGCUGGAUGCUAAUGUUCGAGCGCUUAUUCCUUUCCGGCCAUUUCAGCGGCGCGAAGAAGUGGGUCCUGGAUGCCAACAGCUGGUGGCUCGGCGCAUUUUUCGUCCUCCAAUACCUCUGGACUCUGAACAUCAUCGCCGGAGUCCAGCGAGCAAGCACAGCCGCCACCGUAAGCCAAUGGUACUUCCACCGCAACACCAUCCCGCAACCCAGCAGCCAAGAAGUGGUCCGCGCCAGCGUCUCCCACGCCACCGGAGCCUUCUUCGGAACCGUCUGCCUCAGCACUUUCCUGAGCUUACUCGUCCGCUUACCACUGAUAAUCCUCCCCGGCCGCUUAUCAAGCAUCCUAAACAUGUUCGCCUACUGGAUCAUGCCCACCUCCCUCGUCACUCUCACAAACCCACUCACCCUAACCUACGCCGCCAUCCACAGCCAACCCUUGAAUAUCGCCGCCAGAGGUCUAGGCCAGGUCCAUUUCAUCUCCCGCACCAACCCCUCCAACACCAUGGCACCACGCCAAUACUCGCCCCAGUCCGGCUCGGCCAUCAUACCCUACCGCCUGGCCAAACUCCUCCUACAAGCAACCCGCUACAUCAUGUCCUUCGCCCUCGGCAUGGCCGGCUGGGUCCGAACAGCGCAUAAUCUCAAACUGGACGGGGUCGCGGGCGGUCUUAGGGGGAGCCUGUAUGCUUACGUGGUGGGAUUGAUCGCGGGGACGAUCGGGUUCGCUGUUUUGGGCGCGGUGGAGAAUGUGGUGGGUGCGGUUGUGGACGCGGCGGUGAUUUGUUGGGCUAGUGAGACGGGGGGGAGGGGGGAGGCGAGGUUUUGUCGCGAGGCGAAGGAGUUGUUCGGGGAGGAUGAUGGAGGGGUUGUUGGGGGUGGGGGGAGGUAA